This is a messenger RNA of Neoarius graeffei (lesser salmon catfish), 1600 nucleotides long. RefSeq names its product inner mitochondrial membrane peptidase subunit 1 (gene immp1l). Lineage: Eukaryota; Metazoa; Chordata; Actinopteri; Siluriformes; Ariidae. Gene Ontology annotation, molecular function: serine-type endopeptidase activity. The transcript has 6 exons. The record is from RefSeq and is a predicted model, not a curated record. Gene Ontology annotation, cellular component: mitochondrial inner membrane peptidase complex; membrane. Bases 989 to 1510 code for a protein of 173 amino acids.
UGAAAUAAGCAAAAAUGCCUCAGCACGCUACACCAAGUUGUCACUGGUAGAUUUAGGUAUGGGUGACAUGGGCAGCUUCCCAGGGCGGCAUGAUGGGGCACCUGCACCAAAAAAAACCCCCAAACUGUUAUGUUUGUACGAUCAGUUUUCUAUCACUCAUUUUUGUGUCAUGUCACUGAUUUCAUGCAACCAUGUGGAUCAGUUCACUUUGUUGGAGUGGCGCUCUAAUUCUAGUUUGUGUACUAGGCAGGUUACUUCCUGGUUUCUCACUGUACAGAAGUAUAAGGGAGGGUUUGACCUCCGUUCUCCCCACUGGAAGGCUGAGGUAGGGGGAACGGAGGAAUUCUAUCAAAUAGCGUGCCUGUAACGUUGUACAGUAUUAAUGCAAUGAGUAAAAUCAGAGGAGAAAUGUGCACAAGAUAAGUGUGUAGCGGUGUCGUCUCUUUAUACAUGUAAUGAAGUGGGCUCCUUUGUAUAAGGUUGCGAUUAUGGCAACAACAUUCUGUUUUCUGUCCAACUAGAUUAAAUAACAUUUGGAUAUAAUUUUGCACAGUUUCAUCUUGAUAAUGUGUCUAGCCUGUAGCAAAGCAAUUACAACCGAACUUACACACAAGACAUAGUUUUCACAUGACGUCACAGAGUCGGGGAUUCCCUAGUGGCGGCCAUCUUGCAGGUCAAGCUUACCGUACGGGUGACUGAGCACACAUUGUAACGCACGAGUACAAAGUCUUCAGAAGAACCCAAGCAGGCUAUUUCAAGCUAGCAAUGGUGCACACCUGUUGUAUUCACGGCUGUCGUAAUAGGUCAGAUGAUGACGUCAAACGGAGCUUUUAUGGAAUUCCCACUGUACGGGAGCACGAAGGCGAGCAAACAAAGAAACUUAGCAUACGAAGGAGAAAUCUAUGGCUUGUGAGAAUUAACCGCAAGGAUUAUCAGCCUUCCAAACACAGCAAAGUCUGCUCCGGUCAUUUUAUAAGUGGGGUUUGUGAUGUCACAUCGUUUGUUCAGCAAGGUGUUGGGGUUUUUUGGCUACACGGUUCAGUAUGGCUGCAUCGCUCACUGCACAUUCGAGUACAUUGGAGAGUUUGUUGUGUGUUCAGGACCGUCAAUGGAGCCAACCAUCACUAAUCACGACGUUGUGUUUUCAGAACGCCUCAGUAGACACAUAUAUCGCAUUGAGAAAGGGGACAUAGUGAUUGCUAAGAGCCCAUUUGAUCCACACAUGAACAUCUGUAAACGAGUUAUUGGACUGGAAGGAGAUAAAGUGUGCACCAGUAGCCCAUCAGAUACAUUUAAGACACACACUUUUGUCCCAAGAGGUCACGUGUGGCUGGAAGGUGAUAAUUUACAGAACUCAACAGACUCACGAAGUUACGGUCCUGUUCCUUAUGGACUCAUACAAGGACGAGUGUGUUUAAAGGUGCUCUGGUUUCCCCUACAGUCCAAAGACAUGCAGGUGAGGUUAACAUGGGGCGACCAUGGCCUGAUGAUUGGGCUGAAGUGCCCUUGAGCAAGACACCCUAACCCCCAACUGCUUCCCGGGCACUGUAGCAUAGCUGCCCACUGCUCUGGGUAUGUGUGUGUGCUCAUUGCGUGUGUG